ACGCACCUCUACAAAUUUUGAAAUUUUGUCUUCGUUCGUCGUCCACGGUGGCACAUCAACACAGCGAAUGAGAAUGAAGCACACCUUUAUAAUUUUUCUCUCUGCCUUAAUUGUGCUCGGCAAUUGUGAUCCACAUUGUGGAUACGAGGCUUGCCCGAAAAUUGAUCCGAAAUUGUUCACUGUCCACUUGGUGCCUCACACACACGAUGACGUGGGAUGGGUCAGAACUGUCGAUGAAUAUUAUUACGGAGGAAACGGAGUUAGAGGCAUUUUCGAGGGAGUUGUAAAUGAAUUAAUGAUCAAUGAGACUAGAAAGUUCAUUUGGGUGGAGACGGCGUACUUUUGGAAGUGGUGGUCCGAAACGAACAAAGACGAUUUGAAGGAGAACGUGAAGAAAUUGGUUGCCAACGGACAGUUGGAGCUGACUGGCGGCGCGUGGAGCAUGAAUGACGAGGCAGUAAAUCACUACCAGAGCACCAUCGACCAAUUCACCUGGGGCUUCAGGCGCCUCUCGGACGUUUUUGGUGAUUGCGGUCGUCCGCACGUCGGCUGGCAAAUCGACCCCUUUGGCCACUCUCGCGAAACGGCUUCUCUGAUGGCCCAACUGGGAUUUGACGCACUCUUUUUUGCACGUCUUGACACAGACGACAAGGCGCACAGAAUAGAGACCAAGACCAUGGAAAUGAUUUGGCGCGGCAGCAAAAACCUUGGUGAGGAAUCUGAUCUGUUCACCGGCGUCUUGUCUGAAGGCUACACUGCUCCUCGAGGUUUCUGCUUCGACAUUUAUUGUCCCGAUCAUGUAACCGAAGAAAACUAUAAAGAAAAGGUGGUCCAGUUCGUUCAAAUCGCCAAAAGACAAGCGGACACCUACAGAUCGAACAAUGUCAUUUGGACCAUGGGCGCCGAUUUCGCUUACACUGUCGCGAAAAGGUGGUACUCAAAUUUGGACGUUUUAAUCCGACAUGUAAACGAAAUAUCCCACGAGACGGGAGUGGCUGUCGCGUACUCGACCCCGUCGUGCUACCUGCAAGCGUUGCACGCUGAAAACCGCACUUGGCCCGUAAAGGAGGACGACUUCUUCCCUUACGCCAGCGAAAAGCACACGUACUGGACGGGAUACUUCACGUCCAGACCCAAUCUAAAGAAGUUCGAGCGAGACGGCAACAAUCUUUUGCAGGUUUGCAAGCAAAUGCACGUUAUCGCGAGCAGUGGUGAAAGCGAUAAUUUGAACUCCCUGCGCGAGGCAAUGGGUGUUUUGCAGCACCACGACGCGAUCACAGGCACGGAAAAGCAGCGCGUCGCCGACGAUUACGCUCGCAUUUUGAGCAGGGCGAUUGGUGCCUGCGACACAUCCACGUCUCAGCUUUUAAAGUUGCUCACGACAAAGGUAGACUCGCAGGAUAACCUUAUUUUCUCGAGGUGCCCAUCGUUAAAUCAAAGCGAAUGCUCAGUUAGUGAAGAAUCCAACACUUUCGUGGUUACAAUUUACAAUCCGUUAGCGAAGAAAGUAAACAAAUUCGUCCGCUUGCCUGUUUCUAAAGAAAAUGGUUUCACUGUUACGGACCUGUCGGCAGGCAAAACACUGGAAGUGCAGUUCGUGCCAAUUCCUCGUUCAGUGGAAGCGAUUCCGGUGAGGCUCGGCAAGGCAAAGCACGAACUUAUUUUUGAGGCCGUCGACCUGCCCCCUCUUGGCUUCAAAAGUUUCCACGUCAGUUAUCAGGGACGAAGCAGGCGUCGCGUUUUGAGGGACACGAAAAAACAGGAAACGGAUAUUUCCAACGAAAUUUUGACCAUUUCGUUUGACGACGAAAGCCACUUAAUAGAAUCAGUCAGCGUGAAUGGAAAAAAGACCAAGCUUACUCAGGAGCUCAUGUUUUACAAGUCAGGAAAGAGAUCUGUGGGUCGCAGAGCGUCUGGAGCGUACAUUUUCAGGCCUGACCCCAACACUCCAUUCCCAAUAGCCACAGACAAAGUCAAAAUCAAUUCAUACAAAGGACCUCACGUUGAAGAGGUGCACCAAGUGUUUUCCGACUGGGCGAGUCAGAUUGUGCGACUUUAUAAAGGAGCUUCGCAUGUUGAAAUCGAAUGGCUCGUCGGACCCAUUCCUACAGAUGAUUACGUUGGCAAAGAGGUGAUUUCGCGGUUCUCGACGAAGAUAGAUUCCAAGAGGAAUUUCGUGACCGACUCCAACAGCCGCGAGUACCUGAACCGCACUAGGAACUUCAGGGAAACGUGGAAGGCGGACAUUCUGGAGCAGGUUGCUGCGAAUUACUAUCCAAUCACCAGUGCCAUUUCCAUCGAGGACGAAGAGACAAAGCUGGCCGUCUUGACCGACAGGGCGCAGGGAGGCGGCAGCAUUGUAGACGGCACCCUUGAGCUGAUGGUGCACAGACGACUUGUCAACGAUGAUGACUACGGUGUGAGCGAGGUGCUGAACGAGCGUCAGAUGGGCGUUGGAAUGUUCGCUCGAGGACGCCACCUCGUUCUUGUCGGUUCGCCAAAGUCGAAUGCGACUGCUCAAGAAAGGACGUUGGUGCAGCAGGAGAUGGUGUUGCCGCCAGUCCUAUAUUUUUCACCCACAUCACUUUCUGCUGAAGAGUGGAAGGGAAAAUAUCGCACUGAGUUUUCUGGUGUGAAAAUGGAGUUGCCUGAGAACGUCCAUCUCCUCACUUUGGAGCCGUGGAAGGAUGGGAAGAUUUUGCUCCGAUUUGAGCAUAUAAUGGAGAAAAGUGAUGAUUUAAGACUCUCAAGAGCAUCUGAAUUCUCGAUGCAGGAUUUGUUCGAGGCAAAAGUACAAAAAGUGACAGAAAUGACUCUGGGGGCCAAUCAGAUACUGUCAUCAAGCCGAAGGUUCAAAUGGAACGAAGACAAAAUCACGUCUGGAACUAACAAUGAUCAAGAUAGGACGGCCCCAGAGAGGAAUAUUGUUCAAAGUGCUGAUAAUUUCAAGGUGAUCUUGUACCCGAUGCAAAUACGCACAUUUGUUGUUGAAUUCUAAAUAAAUACAAAAAUAAUGAAUCA
Messenger RNA from Cloeon dipterum, 3021 nucleotides. RefSeq names its product lysosomal alpha-mannosidase-like. Gene Ontology annotation, molecular function: alpha-mannosidase activity; carbohydrate binding. The record is from RefSeq and is a predicted model, not a curated record. Gene Ontology annotation, biological process: mannose metabolic process. Bases 68 to 2998 code for a protein of 976 amino acids. Gene Ontology annotation, cellular component: lysosome. The transcript is spliced from 17 exons. NCBI's taxonomy places the organism in Eukaryota, Metazoa, Arthropoda, Insecta, Ephemeroptera, Baetidae.